This is a messenger RNA of Poeciliopsis prolifica (blackstripe livebearer), 1137 nucleotides long. Its product is annotated as gastrula zinc finger protein XlCGF57.1-like. Bases 1 to 786 code for a protein of 261 amino acids. The record is from RefSeq and is a predicted model, not a curated record. The transcript has 2 exons. NCBI's taxonomy places the organism in Eukaryota, Metazoa, Chordata, Actinopteri, Cyprinodontiformes, Poeciliidae.
AUGAGGAUUCACACUGGUGAAAAGCCGUUUUCAUGUGUGAACUGUGGAAAAAGUUUUAGUCAUAAACUGUGUUUAACUCGGCACAUGAGGAUUCACACUGGUGAAAAGCCGUUUUCAUGUGUGACAUGUGGAAAAAGUUUUAGUCAUAAACUGUGUUUAACUCGGCACAUGAGGAUUCACACUGGUGAAAAGCCGUUUUCAUGUGUGAACUGUGGAAAAAGUUUUAGUCAAAAACCGCAUUUAACUCAGCACAUGAGGAUUCACACUGGUGAAAAGCCGUUUUCAUGUGUGAACUGUGGAAAAAGUUUUAGUGAAAAACAGAGUUUAACUAAGCACAUGAGGAUUCACACUGGUGAAAAGCCGUUUUCAUGUGUGAACUGUGGAAAAAGUUUUAGUCAUAAACUUUGUUUAACUCUGCACAUUAGGAUUCACACUGGUGAAAAGCCGUUUUCAUGUGUGAACUGUGGAAAAUGUUUUAGUCAAAAACAGGCAUUAACUCUGCACAUGAGGAUUCACACUGGUGAAAAGCCGUUUUCAUGUGGGAACUGUGGAAAAAGUUUUAGUGAAAAACAGAGUUUAACUAAACACAUGAGGAUUCACACUGGUGAAAAGCCGUUUUCAUGUGUGAACUGUGGAAAAAGUUUUAGUGAAAAAAAGAGUUUAACUCAGCACAUGAGGAUUCACACUGGUGAAAAGCCGUUUUCAUGUGUGAACUGUGGAAAAAGUUUUAGUCAAAAACAGCAUUUAACUCGGCACAUGAGGAUUCACACUGGUGAAAAGCUGUAGAAGUAUUUUCCAUACUUGUUCUAUGUUGAGGUUGACUAUAGGAUUAAUUUAGUUAACUACUAGAAUUAAGGACUGGAGGGGUUUCAUGUCUAUAAAGCUGAAAAUUUGUAUUUUUUUAAAUGUGAUCAUAUGGACGUUGUGCAACCAUCAAACAAUAAUGAUAUAACAAGUACGAUAUAACAAUAUGUUAUUGUACUUAUAUACUGUUUAUAUCAGACUGUAUGUUGUGUUUGUACAACGUGAAGAGCAGAGGGCUCAGCUCAGAGCCCUGAGGAGAGCCAGUACUGAUGCUGAUAGAUGAAGAGACAUUGUGGUCCAUUGUGACUAAUUUCAUGCAUUAACAGAGUUUGA